Molecule: messenger RNA, 3229 nt
Organism: Vicia villosa (hairy vetch)
Lineage: Eukaryota; Viridiplantae; Streptophyta; Magnoliopsida; Fabales; Fabaceae
Product: insulin-degrading enzyme-like 1, peroxisomal
Exons: 26
Coding region: 222-3119 (965 amino acids)
Biological process (GO): peptide catabolic process
Cellular component (GO): cytosol; mitochondrion
Molecular function (GO): metal ion binding; metalloendopeptidase activity
Source: RefSeq, a predicted model, not a curated record
CGCUAGAACUAAAGUCUCUAACCCAAAGACACGGUAGUUAGACUUAGACUGUAGAAUGAGCAUCAUACACGCCAGUGUAGUAUAACAAUUAGUGAAAAACCCACACAAUUUAGAUUAAGAUAAGCCUCUCUUUUCCUCACUUCGACUUUCGAGGCUAACGAACAGAAACCACCUCACAUCACUGCGUGCACGAGACGAGAGAACGAACACGAAGACGAACAAUGGCGGUGGGAAAGGAUAACACGGAGAUUGUGAAGGCACGAAUCGACAAGAGGGAUUACAGAAGGAUCGUUCUCGGCAACUCUCUUCAGGCUCUCCUCAUCAGCGAUCCCGAUACCGAUAAGUGUGCUGCUUCUAUGAGCGUUGGCGUCGGUUACUUCUCUGAUCCUGCUGGUCUUGAAGGCCUCGCACAUUUCCUAGAGCAUAUGCUGUUUUAUGCUAGUGAAAAGUACCCUGUGGAAGAUAGCUACUCCAAGUAUAUUAGCGAGCAUGGAGGAAGUACCAAUGCUUUUACAUCUUCUGAGAACACCAAUUAUUUUUUUGAUGUAAACACUGAUGGUUUUGAAGAGGCUCUUGACAGAUUUUCUCAAUUCUUUACUAAACCAUUGAUGUCUGCUGAUGCCACCAUGAGGGAAAUUAAAGCUGUUGACUCUGAAAACCAGAAAAAUUUAUUAUCUGAUGGGUGGAGAAUGAACCAGCUUCAGAAACAUCUCACUGCUGAAGAUCACCCAUAUCAUAAAUUUAGCACAGGGAAUUGGGACACUUUGGAAGUUAGACCAAAAGCAAAGGGAAUAGACACAAGGAAUGAGCUUAUCAAAUUCCAUGAAGAAAAAUACUCUGCUAAUCUAAUGCACCUCGUUGUAUAUACAAAUGAAAGCCUUGAUAAAGCUCAAAACCUUGUUGAAGAAAAGUUCCAAGAUAUUAGAAACACCAAUCUAGAUUAUUUUCGCACCUCUGAUCAGCCAUGCAAAUCAGAUCAUUUACAGAUUGUUGUCAGGACUGUCCCAAUAAAACAAGGUCAUAAAUUAAGAAUUGUAUGGCCAGUGACCCCUGAAAUUCUGCAUUACAUGGAAGGGCCAAGCAGGUAUCUUGCUCAUCUUAUUGGCCAUGAAGGAGAAGGGUCUUUAUAUUACAUUCUGAAAAAAUUAGGAUGGGCUACAAGCUUGUCUGCGGGUGAAUCAGAUUUGAGUUUAGACUUUUCCUUUUUUAAAGUUGUGAUUGAUCUUACUGAUGCUGGCCAUGAACACAUGCAAGAUAUCGUUGGCUUGUUGUUCAAGUACAUUGAACUUCUACAACAGUCUGGUGUUUGCAAAUGGAUAUUUGAAGAGCUUUCAGCGGUUUGUGAGACUAAGUUUCACUAUCAGGAUAAAAUUCCUCCUAGUGAUUAUGUCGUUAAUAUUGCAUCAAAUAUGCAGUACUAUCCUCCAAAAGAUUGGUUGGUUGGAUCAUCACUUCCUUCUAAGUUUAGCCCUAGUGUUAUCCAAAUGGUUCUAGAUCAGCUUUCUCCAAACAAUGUCCGAAUCUUUUGGGAAUCAAAAAGUUUUGAAGGACAUACUGAUAAGGUAGAACCAUGGUAUGGAACUGCAUAUUCCAUUGAAAAAAUUACUGCGUCAACAAUUCAGGGGUGGGUGCUUUCUGCUCCUAAUGAAAAUGUGCAUCUUCCAGCUCCUAACAAAUUCAUUCCAACAGACUUGUCUCUUAAAAUUGCGCCAGAGAAACAGGUGAAAUUUCCAGUUUUGUUAAGCAGGUCAUCUUAUUCAGCAUUAUGGUACAAGCCAGACACAUUAUUUUCCACACCAAAGGCUUAUGUUAAGAUUAAUUUCAAUUGCCCAUAUGCUGGAAACUCUCCCGAGGCUGAAAUUUUGACGCACAUUUUCACUCAGUUAUUGAUGGAUUACUUGAAUGAUAAUGCUUAUUAUGCUCAGGUUGCUGGUUUGUAUUAUAGUAUAAGCCAUACAGAUGGCGGUUUCCAGGUGAAUCUCCUUGGUUAUAAUCACAAAUUAAGGAUUCUACUUGAAACUAUUGUUGAAGAGAUUGCAACAUUCAGAGUGAAAACCGAGAGGUUCUCAGUUAUCAAGGAAACAGUGACAAAGGAAUACCAGAAUUUCAAGUACCAACAACCCUAUCAGCAGGCUAUGUACUAUUGUUCUUUGAUACUACAGGAUCAAACCUGGCCUUGGGUAGAACAGCUAGAAGUACUUCCUGCUCUUCAAGCUGAAGAUCUUGCUAAAUUUGUGCCAGCAAUGCUCUCAAGGACCUUUUUAGAGUGCUAUAUAGCAGGAAACAUUGAAAGCCAGGAAGCAGAGGCAAUGAUUGCGCACAUAGAAGAUGUUCUUUUCAAGUGUUCAAAACCUUUAUGCCAACCUUUAUUCCCAUCUCAGCAUUUGACAAAUAGGGUUGUUAAGCUUGAAAGUGGCAUAAAUUACUUUUACCCUUCAGAAUGUCUUAAUCCCAAUGAAGAGAAUUCUGCUCUAGUGCACUAUAUACAGGUUGGUCGAGAUGACUUCAAGCUGAAUGCCAAACUUCAGCUUUUUGCUCUUGUCGCAAAGCAACCGACCUUUCACCAGCUUCGAUCAGUUGAGCAGCUGGGGUACAUUACUGUGCUCAUGCAGAGGAAUGAUUGUGGUGUACGUGGACUACAGUUUAUCAUUCAGUCCACAGUAAAGGCUCCUGGAAGCAUCCAAGAGAGAGUUGAGGCAUUUCUCAAGAUGUUUGAGACCAAACUUAACGAGAUGACAAUUGAAGAAUUUAAGAGUAAUGUAAAUGCUUUGAUUGAUAUGAAAUUAGAGAAGCACAAGAAUUUAAGGGAAGAAUCAACAUUUUUCUGGCGAGAGGUUAAUGAUGGUACUUUGAGAUUUGAUAGGAGAGACUUUGAGAUUGAAGAAUUAAGGAAGCUGACUCUUCAAGAAUUGAUAGAUUUCUUUAAUGAAUAUGUCAAAGUUGGUGCUCCUCGAAAGAGGACUUUAAGUGUGCGGGUUCAUGGAAAGCUUCAUUCUUCUGAGUACAAAUCAGAAGCUUCAGAACCACACUUGGCUAGAAUAGAUAAUAUUUUUGGUUUUAGAAAAUCACAGUCUCUUUAUGGUUCAUUUAAAGGUCUUACUGGGCAGAUGAAAUUGUAGCCAGUGGAUCUUUUAGGUUUGUAAACUUCUUUAACUUAUCCAAACACUUGAAUAAGAGAGUUCUUUGUAAUAUCAGUUAGUUUGAGCAAAAGGUUUCCUUUUUGAACAAA